Xyrauchen texanus (razorback sucker) is the source of this 2932-nucleotide messenger RNA. Its product is annotated as E3 ubiquitin/ISG15 ligase TRIM25-like. Lineage: Eukaryota; Metazoa; Chordata; Actinopteri; Cypriniformes; Catostomidae. The record is from RefSeq and is a predicted model, not a curated record. Gene Ontology annotation, molecular function: zinc ion binding. Bases 291 to 1604 code for a protein of 437 amino acids. The transcript is spliced from 7 exons.
AAAUAGCAAGAACAAAUGAAAACGGACGGAAAUUAUCGUGUGUCAUUCGUUAGUUCCUCUUUUUGAGGCUUUAGUUUUCCCUCAUAAUUGCUAUAUUUGUGAAUUUGGUUGUGUAACAUGAUUUCUAGGUGUGUCUUUGGGAUUGAAUAACGUGAUGCUUUGUAGACUAGACUUGUGUAACAGUCAGAAUUAAAUUAAGAAUUCUGCCAAUUCAAAUUGUGAAGUUAAACUGGAAUUCAAAACAAACAGAAUGCAGAACUGCUUACGGCUCCCACCGUCCUCACCUUAACAUGGCUGCAUCUGCCAGUGACAGUGGCAUGCUGGAGGAAGAGUUGACAUGUCCCGUUUGUCUGGAUCUUUACUGCAACCCCCACAUGCUGCCCUGUGGCCAUAACUUCUGCCUGCCGUGCCUGCGCAGGCUCAAGAGCCGCUCUGACCGUGGCUGUUUGCGAUGCCCGGAAUGCCGUCAAAGCCAUCGAAGCUCUGCCAACUGGCAGAAGAACUUCAAGCUGGCCAACAUUGCUGACAGUUUCCGGCAAUGCAGCCAAUCAGAGCGCUCCAACCAGAGCCAGAGCAACUCUUCUCGCAGAAUGGCUGAGGUGCGUUGCGAUUACUGCCAAGUGGAGGCUGGCGAAGAUGGGAAAGUUGUUAUGGCGGUGAAAACCUGCCUGAAGUGUGAGGUGUCGAUGUGUCCAAAGCAUCUUCAACCUCACCUAGAGCUCCCUGCGUUCCGAGAACACCCGCUGGUGGAUCCAUUGGAUGACACAAGGAAGAGGAAGUGUGUGGAACAUGACGAGAUGUUCCGCUACUACUGCUUGGAUGAACGACUGUUUCUCUGUAAUGCCUGCACCAUAGAGGGAACGCAUGACAGACAUUCCAUCAGAACUCUGAAGAACGCCAUGAAAGAUCUUAAGGGAUAUCUCGACAUUCAGCUGCUCAAGGCAAACAGGAAGAUCAGAAGGGUGCAAAAAACCCAUCAGGAACAAAAAGAGAUUGAACGGCAGAACAAGGUGUAUCCGGAUGAUGCAGACCAGCACCUGCACACUUUCCGAGAGACUUCUAUUGCACAUCUGGAUGCGUUUCUCUCAUCGCUGCGCGAGUGUGUCAGCAUGUAUGAUGUGGAGCAGUGUUCUGGACUCCAGCAGAAUCUGAGCCGGAUAGCACAAGAUCAGACUCGUUUGCUGGAGGUCCACACGGGCCUUGAGAGACUUCUAAAGGAGAAUGACCCAUUCCAGUUCAUUAGGGAUUACAAUUCAUCGGUGAAAAGGUACCGGAGACAGCUGAUAAAGCCUCUUUUCUUCCCCGAUGAGCCCACAGUCGACAAUGAGCCCCUGUAUGAAACUAUGGAAGGAAAGAUGGGGGAUUUCCUUGCUGAAAUGCGGCAGCACACCUCCACAAUCAUUAACACAGUCUGUGAAUUUGAUGGUGGAGAUGUUGAGGAGGAGGAGGUGGAUGAUGAUGACGAAGAAGAGGAAGAGGAUGAAGACAUUGACAGCAGCAGUGAUGUAGAAGGUGAGGAGGAGAUGAGGAAUGAGGAAGAAGAGCAGAACCACAGCGAGUCAGCAGAUGAAGAGGACACUCCAGAGGAGGAAGAUGAUGGCUAACACUGUGCUGCUGUCACUCUCUUUAGUUCACAGAACCAAAGACUGACUUCAAACCAGCCACAAUCUCAUGUGUUCUCACCCAAUGCAUUUAAGAUUCACUGGAUUGCCAUUUGAUGUGUGUGUGUGUGUGUGUCUGUCUGUCUGUGUGCGCACAGAGAGAGAGAGAGAGAGAGAGAGAGAGAGAGAGAUUAUACAGAAUGUUCUUAUCAUAAUCUAUUUUUUGUUAUUUAAGCAGAGAAUAAGAACGAAAUGUAUAAUGAAAAAUUGUAUUCCACAAUGUCAAUUGGACAUGAAUUCUAGCAUGAAGUGAACAUCAGUAUAUUUAAAAGAAUGGUGUGUGUGUUGAACUAGAUAUAUAAAAAAAGAAAAAAGAAAAUGAUAUGUUUUUGACUGUAUUAUUUGUUUGAGGGUAAAAUAAAAAAAAUGUAUUCCAGUUGGACAUGUUUAAAAGCUCAGGGUAUGAAUGUUAACAUAUUGGUACUUUGGGAUCGGCUUAAUUUGCACUUUAUUUUGGUGGUUUUCUUUUCUUGCUUUUCUGUCUAGACAUUUAAAAAAAAAAAAAAAAAAAAACUUAUUUUAGUGUCUUUUCAAGAAGAGGUGAUGUGUUGGGAAAUAAUAUGCAAUAAAGUAUAGUUUAUAUAAUAACAGCAUGGGUGCACUUACUUUAAUUGAUCAUUUUUUCUUCUUUUUUUGUAAACAUCCUAGACAAUAUUUGAUCAGUACAGUAGCUUUAAAUCAGUUUCUAUAAGCCUAAAUUAUUCAAAUUAAGUGAAAUAAUCUGAGUUUUAAUUGCCAAUGUGGUUAACAUUCUUGUUUGCAGUGAUAGAAAAUAUGAUUUUUUUUUACUUGUCAGUAAUAAAUAUUUCAAUUUAUGCAAUCCAUUAGACAAUGUUAAGAUUUUAUUGUCUACAACAAACACGUCAGCACUACAUUCCUUUUGCAUAAAUUGAGCCAGGAAUUUAUCGACCAAAUUGGAGAAAAACAGUGUAACAGUCACCCUCUAUGGGUUAGAUUACAUGUGCUAUGUUCCAUACUUAAUGUUUCAAACCAGGUCUCUACUAAAUACUGUAAGGUCAAAAGAUAACCAGACAUUAUGUGUUGGUUAUUUCUGUGGCCAAGUGUGUUAAUCUCAGUUCUUGUUUGGAUUAGCGCCGUGGUUAUGGUUGUGUAUGUGGUUGUGCCACCCUCACACAUUUACACCCCAUACAUGGAAAACUUCCCGGGUCAUAUUUCACCCCAAAAUCAAAAGAUUAAUUGUGAUUUAUGGCACUUUGUAAAUUACAUUCAAUUAAACAAAAAGUGUAUAUUUUAAAACAAUUGAGUAAACA